Molecule: messenger RNA, 551 nt
Organism: Paramisgurnus dabryanus
Lineage: Eukaryota; Metazoa; Chordata; Actinopteri; Cypriniformes; Cobitidae
Source: RefSeq, a predicted model, not a curated record
GAGCCACACACGUUAUCUCGCGAUAUUUCAGCAAUCACUUCCUCUUUCCGUUCUCCGCCGUGAUGCCGACCAAGAAAAGCAAGACUAGGAAGCUGCGCGGUCACGUCAGCCACGGGCACGGCCGCAUCGGCAAACACAGAAAGCAUCCCGGAGGUCGCGGUAAUGCCGGCGGCAUGCAUCAUCACCGAAUCAACUUUGAUAAAUACCAUCCAGGUUAUUUUGGUAAAGUUGGUAUGAGGCACUAUCAUCUUAAGAAAAACGCUCUCUUCUGCCCCACAAUUAAUCUGGAUAAACUGUGGACGCUGGUCAGUGAGCAGACAAGAGUGAAUUACAGCAAGAAACCUGAUGGACCUGCACCCAUCAUUGAUGUCGUCCAAGCUGGCUAUUUCAAAGUUUUGGGUAAAGGAAAACUGCCCAAGCAGCCUGUCAUCGUGAAGGCCAAGUUUUUCAGCAGACGAGCUGAGGAGAAGAUCAAGGGUGUUGGAGGAGCUUGUGUGCUUACUGCAUAAAAUGCCCCCUUCUCUUUUGCUAAAUAAAAUGACAAAAGUUAA